AGCCUUGAUCGCGUGUGCCGGUAUUGGACUGAAAGUAUCAGCUUGGCAGCUGUCCAAUUUCCUAUUUAAAGCUGUCAGCCCUCUGUCAAAACUUCUGAUAUCAAUGUAGGACACGCUGCAGUGAAGGGAGCUCUUUUCGAAAAGGAGGAAGAGCGGUAAAGGAAAACUCAUGGAUCUCACCUCCAUGGUCAUUCUGCCGCUGCUUUUUGGCAGCUUGGGGAUCUUCGGCCUCUUCUGGCUGCUUCAGCGAAUGCGCGUCAGGGCCUACCUCAAAGAUGCCGUGGUGGUGAUCACAGGAGCAACUUCUGGACUAGGGAAAGAAUGUGCCAAAGCUUUCCAUGCUGCUGGGUCAAAGCUGGUGCUGUGUGGAAGGAACGGAGAGAGGCUUCAAGAGCUUCUGCGGGAGCUGUCUGCUACUGCCAGCCAGCCAAAGAACCCCCAUAAGCAUCACACUGUGAUCUUUGACCUCUCGGACAUCAAAGCGGUCGUCAGCGCUGCUGAAGAGAUUUUGAAGCACGUGGGUCACGUGGACGUCUUGAUCAACAACGCUGGGAUCAGUUACCGAGGCGCCAUUGUGGACACCGUGGUGCAGGUGGACAGAAAAGUGAUGGAGACCAACUAUUUCGGUCCAAUCGCUUUGACAAAAGCACUUCUGCCUUCCAUGAUCAAGAGGAGAAAAGGCCACAUUGUGGCCAUCAGCAGCGUUCAAGGCAAAAUCGCCAUCCCGUUCCGCUCUGCAUAUGCAGCUUCUAAGCAUGCCACCCAAGCCUUCUUUGACUGCCUGCGAGCUGAGGUGGAGCAGUAUGACCUUGACGUGACCGUCGUGAGUCCCGGCUACAUUCAGACAAAUCUGUCCCUGAAUGCCAUGACGGCAGAUGGAUCCAAGUAUGGAGUGAUGGACAAGACAACCAGAGAAGGCAAGGCAGCUGCUGAGGUGGCUCAGGUGGUUCUCAGCGCUGUGGGGGGGAAGAAAAAGGAGGUGCUGGUUGCUGGUUUUGUGCCUUCUCUGGCCGUGUACCUCCGAACGCUCUGCCCCAGGCUCUUCUUCACCUUGAUGGCAUCCAGAGCCCAAAAGGAGAGAAAAGUUAAGGAUUCCUAGCCCUGAACAGAGCCUAGUAAAGUCUGUCGAACCAUUGACUGAUAAACCAAAAGCCAACAGUUACUUGUGUCUAGGGUCUGUGGGAAGCACGAACAUCAGGAAGUCUUAAUUCAUCUAUCUCCCUUGGGUGAAGAGUUGGAUCCGUUCCCGCGCUGCUUGCACGUCAUUGCCAGCAUCUGAGAAGAGCAGCCAUCACCACCCAAGGCUUCCUCAGCCGCUGGGAAGGAGGACGUUAACUGUAGGAUGCAAAGGGAAGUUCUGCAUGUUGGAAUGAGCAGGAGCUGCAUUCUGCCACACCUCCCAUUCGUUUGAUUAGGGCUUGUUCAGAAAAGGUGCCAUUAACAGCUCAAUAUCCGUCAUUUCCUCUCGGCAUAGCUCAUCAUCUGUGGUUUUAAUUCCUGCUAUUUCCCUCCUGAAAAAUGGAGCCUGUAACUGCUUACGUCUUUUAUGCUGGGUUGGAUGGUGGGGAGAAGGAAAGGUGGCUGAAGUUAAACAGUGUGUUGUGGGCGCCUUGCCCUUUACUACAUUUUAGCCAGUAGUCUGAAAUCAAGAUGCCCUUCCACUCACAUCACCUCCCCGCCCCGCCCCUGGACUUGUAAGAAUAGCCUGGUAGGAUAUGCUUGCCUUUUAAGCUCAGACUGAACAGUGGGAGAAGGAAACCACGACAACGAAAGCAUUGGGUGGAGAGAGAACUACAGGGUGGCAGCAGGGGUGGUGGGAGUGUUUGUUAGAGAAUUAUGGUAAAAAAGGGGGGAGGCAGCUUCCUUCACAGCUAGACCCAACUUACUAAUUGCUAUUAAAAUAGCUAAAAUUAAAGCAAGAACGACGUGUGUUCUGUUCAUGGUGUUAUCAGCUGAAUUUAGUAUCUAAGGCACAACACCAAAUGUACUGUGCCUGGUUUGUUUUUUGUUGAUGCAUCUAGGAGUCCACAGAAUUAUGUGUCUAACCCAUGAGCCCUCUCACCUGAGGCCAGCUUCCUCUAACCUGGUGCCCCCCAGAUGUUUUGGAGUAUAACUCCCAGCACUGG
Molecule: messenger RNA, 2126 nt
Organism: Elgaria multicarinata webbii
Lineage: Eukaryota; Metazoa; Chordata; Lepidosauria; Squamata; Anguidae
Gene: DHRS7B
Product: dehydrogenase/reductase 7B
Exons: 7
Coding region: 170-1099 (309 amino acids)
Cellular component (GO): membrane
Molecular function (GO): oxidoreductase activity
Source: RefSeq, a predicted model, not a curated record